Trichosurus vulpecula (common brushtail) is the source of this 1407-nucleotide messenger RNA. RefSeq names its product ubiquitin conjugating enzyme E2 Z (gene UBE2Z). NCBI's taxonomy places the organism in Eukaryota, Metazoa, Chordata, Mammalia, Diprotodontia, Phalangeridae. Gene Ontology annotation, cellular component: nucleus. The record is from RefSeq and is a predicted model, not a curated record. The transcript has 7 exons. Gene Ontology annotation, biological process: negative regulation of apoptotic process. The coding region runs from base 11 to 1069 and encodes 352 amino acids. Gene Ontology annotation, molecular function: ubiquitin conjugating enzyme activity; cysteine-type endopeptidase inhibitor activity.
CGGAGCGGCGAUGGCGGAGAGUCCGACAGAGGAGGCGGCGACUGCCGGGGCCGAGGCUGCAGGGACCCCGGGCCCGGGCGCGGGCGGCGGCGGCAGCGGCGGCUUCGGGCCGCCCUUCCUACCCGACGUGUGGGCGGCGGCGGCGGCGGCGGGCGGCACCGGCGGGCCGGGGGGAGGCCUGGCCCCGCUGCCCGGGCUCCCGCCCUCGGCCGCUGCCCACGGUGCCGCGCUGCUCAGUCACUCGGCCUUCUGGGACCCGACGCUGAGCUCGGACUGGGACAGCGAGCGCGCCGCGCCGCAGUGCCUGCUGCGGAUCAAGCGGGACAUCAUGUCCAUUUAUAAGGAGCCUCCACCCGGAAUGUUUGUUGUGCCUGAUCCCCUUGACAUGACUAAGAUUCAUGCAUUGAUCACAGGCCCAUUUGACACUCCUUAUGAAGGGGGUUUCUUCUUGUUCGUGUUUCGCUGUCCUCCAGAUUAUCCUAUCCACCCACCACGGGUCAAACUGAUGACAACGGGCAAUAACACAGUGAGGUUUAACCCCAACUUCUACCGCAAUGGGAAAGUCUGCCUGAGUAUUCUGGGUACUUGGACUGGCCCUGCCUGGAGCCCAGCCCAGAGUAUCUCCUCCGUGCUUAUCUCCAUCCAGUCACUAAUGACCGAAAACCCCUACCACAAUGAGCCUGGCUUUGAGCAGGAGAGACACCCAGGAGACAGCAAAAAUUACAAUGAGUGUAUCCGGCAUGAGACCAUCAGAGUGGCAGUUUGUGACAUGCUGGAGGGAAAGUGUCCCUGCCCUGAGCCCCUAAGGGGUGUGAUGGAGAAGUCCUUUAUGGAGUAUUAUGACUUCUAUGAGGUGGUGUGCAAAGACCGACUACACCUCCAAGGCCAAACAAUGCAGGAUCCUUUUGGGGAGAAGCGAGGCCAUUUUGACUACCAAUCUCUCCUGACUCGCCUUGGGGCAAUUCGUCUGAAGGUGCAGGAGAAACACCAGCAGGACAGUGCUGAAAUAGACUCUGAUAGCAGUUCAUCUGAAACAGAGACAGAUACGCAGGGGAGCUCAAGGGCCUAGAUGCUCCCCGUACCCCAUCCCUGGGAUGGAGCGGCACCACAUCUCCCUCCAGCCCCAACAGCAUCCUGCCUGAGGCAAGAACCAAGGACACUCAGACCCCCCAGGGUGGGAGUGGGCUGUUGUUUGCAACCUUCUUGGCAUCCUGGUACCAAGGACCAUUUUCAUCCCAUGCCUAGGGCCAAUCCCAAGGUACUGAUACAGGAGAGCCUAGAGCAUGGUUCUCUGGCAAAAAACUGACGGACAUUUCCACUGGGGCAGUUUGUUGGGGAUAGAAGGCAAAGAUUGCAACUCCCAGAGGGGGUUGCCCAGAAUAGUCAAUGGGGAUACCAGGAGGGGAG